AGCUUGUUGAAGUUGAAGUGUCGUCAGCUGGAGCCAAGUCACAACAGCUAUUUUUAUUUGUUGUACUUACAAUAGAUGGAUCUUCGUGAGGAAAAAGUGCAGCGGAUCCUGUCCAAGUACAAAUUCCACGAUGUCGCAGUUGAGGAGCUGCAGAAAAUCCAUCGCAUCCACCCCGGUAUGAUACCAUCCUCAGGCACAUACACGUUCAGUGAUGGCACCCAGAAAGAUCUCCUGAAAUUAAUUGGUAACAUCCCUGUCAAGUAUGAAGGACGUUCCUACAACAUCCCCAUCCAGCUGUGGCUUUUGGACUCAUUCCCUUUCACCCCACCCAUAUGCCUCCUGAGACCGACCCCUGAAAUGGUCAUCAGAGAAGGCAAGCAUGUAGACUCCAAAGGACGGAUCCACCUGCCAGGGCUGCACAGCUGGGAUUUUCCCAAAUCAUCUGUGGUGGGUCUUCUGAAUGAGAUGAUCCGUAAGUUUGAAGAGGAUCCUCCACUGUCAUCAAAAAAAGACAACAAAGACCCCCAUGAGCUUCUGGCAUUUGUCUCCAAUAUCCAGAUCAAUGAUGGUGGAAAAAGACAUCAUGAUCAACAGAUCAAUAAAGUCUCAGUUAUUGGUGGAGGAGAUUUAGGGAUGGCAUCAGUGAUGAGCAUUUUGGCAAAGUGUACAGUGGCUAAACUUGUUUUUAUUGACAUUGCUGAGAGUUCGACCAAAGGAGGCAGCACAGACUUAGAGAUUUUCAAUCUGCCGACAGUCGAGGUAUCCAGAGAUAUGUCUGCCUCUGCAGGCUCCAGGGUUAUCGUGGUAACUGCAAACGCGUGGAGCAGUGAGCAGUCAUACGUUAGCUUGGUUCAGACUAAUGUCGACCUGUACCGAGGAAUCAUUCCAAAUCUGGCACGUCUCAGCCCCCAUGCUGUGAUGCUCAUCGCCUCACAGCCAGUGGACAUCAUGACCCACGUCGCCUGGAGGCAGAGCGGCCUGCCACCGACACGGGUGAUCGGGCCGGGGUGUAACCUGGACUCAGAGCGACUCAGUCACAUACUGGAUAUUAACCUGAACACUCACAAACAAGCCUGGGUCAUAGGAGAACUCUCCGACAACAAAGUCGCUGUGAUGAGUAACACUGGGCUGAGCUCCAGUACGCAGACAGAGAUCGCUCCAGGAUCCAGCUCUACCAAACCAUUGUUAGACAGAGCAUUUGACAUGAUGAAGAAUCGAGGUCAGCGUUCAUGGUCUGUGGGUUUGUCCAUUGCUGACAUCACAAACAGUAUCCUGACAGAUAAGAUGAAGACCCACUCUGUCUCCACACUGGCUCAGGGCUGGGGUGGCAUAGGUGCGGAGGUGUUCCUCAGUCUGCCGUGCAUCCUGGGAUCUAAUGGGUCCACACGCCUGGCUGGAGUGUCACUGGGACAGGAGGAAGACUCUAAACUCAGGGACACUGUUACCUCCCUGUCUAACCUCAUUAGUCAGCUUAGGAUAUGA
Scomber japonicus (chub mackerel) is the source of this 1482-nucleotide messenger RNA. It is a transcript of the gene uevld, whose product is annotated as UEV and lactate/malate dehyrogenase domains. The record is from RefSeq and is a predicted model, not a curated record. The transcript has 12 exons. The coding region runs from base 76 to 1482 and encodes 468 amino acids. NCBI's taxonomy places the organism in Eukaryota, Metazoa, Chordata, Actinopteri, Scombriformes, Scombridae. Gene Ontology annotation, molecular function: oxidoreductase activity, acting on the CH-OH group of donors, NAD or NADP as acceptor. Gene Ontology annotation, biological process: protein modification process; carboxylic acid metabolic process; protein transport.